CCAGAUUAAACACUGUAAAUAUUACCAAACAGCAUUACCAAGCAAAACCACGAAUUCAGUUACCCGUAGAACACCAAAUCCGCUUUUACAAUGUCAUCGUCAAAAGUGGCUGUGGUCACCGGCAGCAACAAAGGCAUCGGCUAUGCGAUCGUUCAAGGUCUGUGCGAAAAAUUCGACGGCGUCGUGUACCUAACAGCCCGAGAUGUUAACCGAGGUCAAGAAGCCGUGGCCAAACUCAACCAACUCGGGCUUAAACCUAGUUUCCACCAGCUUGAAAUUACAGACGAAAGCAGCAUAACCAAAUUCAGAGAUCACCUCGUACAAAACCACGGAGGUAUCGAUAUUUUAAUAAAUAAUGCAGCCAUAGCUUUCAAGAGAACUGCAACCGAACCUUUCAGCGAGCAAGCCGUAAUUACUAAUUCCGUAAACUACUACGCGACUUUAAAAGUCUGCGACAUUCUCUUCCCGAUUUUGAAGAAGAACGCUAAGGUCAUACAUGUCUCAAGUUCAGAAGGACACUUAUCGAAGAUACCCUCAGCCACCCUAAGGUCGCAAUUCAACGACCCGUCGUUGACCGUCCCCAAACUCAACCAGUUGGUGGAAAAAUUCAUCCAGGAUGCCAAAAAUGAUAAACACAAGGAGGCGGGCUGGGGAACUUCUUCCUACGCUGUGUCGAAAGUGGCAGUCAGCGCUUUGACCAAAAUACAACAACGGAACUUCGACCAAGAGACCCCCAACAGAAAUAUCUCUGUCAAUUCGGUGCACCCUGGGUACAUUAAGACCGACAUGACGGGUCACACUGGAUUCGGGACCAUCGAAGAAGGCGCCCGAGCUCCCCUAUUUUUGGCCCUUGAAGCCGAAAAUCUGAAAGGCCAGUACAUUUGGAAAGACGGCACAGUGGCCCAGUGGGACGCCGAAAAGCCGCCAGCUCCGUUUUAAAUUUUUGUUGUUAUAAAAAAAAAAAAAUUUUACCCCUUG
Zophobas morio is the source of this 978-nucleotide messenger RNA. RefSeq names its product carbonyl reductase [NADPH] 3-like. The transcript has 4 exons. Gene Ontology annotation, molecular function: carbonyl reductase (NADPH) activity. Lineage: Eukaryota; Metazoa; Arthropoda; Insecta; Coleoptera; Tenebrionidae. Bases 91 to 939 code for a protein of 282 amino acids. The record is from RefSeq and is a predicted model, not a curated record.